Messenger RNA from Cyprinus carpio (common carp), 1570 nucleotides. RefSeq names its product ecto-ADP-ribosyltransferase 5-like. Bases 387 to 1217 code for a protein of 276 amino acids. The transcript has 4 exons. The record is from RefSeq and is a predicted model, not a curated record. NCBI's taxonomy places the organism in Eukaryota, Metazoa, Chordata, Actinopteri, Cypriniformes, Cyprinidae.
CGAAAGAAGGAAAUAGAUGGCGAGCCACCGUGAAGACUGAACUUGGAUCUCCUUUCUUACCUUCCAUUGGAUUUGCAUCGUUCCGCCGUUUUCGUUUAUCUGUGGGAGUUCUUCUUUGUGAACUUAAGGACUGAGGCCCACACAGAACACAUGGACACAGAUGAUCUGUAAUAUACAAAAGCCAAUUCCCUCAUCUCCCGGUUUGAAGAGUUGUUGUCGUCUGGCUGUGAGUGACUGAUUUUUCUGAUCUUCUCCUCUCGCUGUUGCUUCUGAGCACCUGAAAAAUAACAAAAAGAAACUCACAAUCUGACAACAAGAGAGAACAGUAUUUUUCUUAGAAUCUGUGCUUCACUAGAUCUUCUAGAUCUAGAGAUUUGACAAUCAAGAUGCUACUGCUCACUGAAGCUUUUCUUCUCAUUUUAGCUGCCCUAGCACAGGAUCACAGAACUGCUGUUGAAGGACAGAUAUUUUCACUGGAUAUGGCACCGAAUUCUGUCGAUGACCAAUAUGACGGUUGUACUAUGGAAAUGGCAAAUCUGGUGAAGACAUUUCUAAAGAAGGAAAGAUCUGGAUCAGCUGAAUUUAAUAACACUUGGGAAGAAGGUGAAGAGAAUGCAAGAAAAGCAGAGGAUAACUUGCAGCAGAUUCAUUCCGUCGAGAUUUAUGUUUACACUAACAAAGACUCUAGAGUAUAUAGUAAUUUCACUAGUGCCACUCGUACUGAAAAACAGAAAUACAGAGAGGGGACAUUCAAAUGGUAUUCACUUCACUUUCUGUUAACAGAAGCGAUACAGAUUUUGAAAAAAAAAGAAAAUAGAUGCUAUGUAACUUAUCGUGGUACAAAUGUUAAAUUUGAUGUUAAGAGCAAAGAGGUUCGUUUGAGCUCAUUUUCAUCCUCCUCUCUUGAUCGAACCGUAAUACAGGGUUUUGGAAAUAAAUCUUGUUUUGUAAUCUACACUUGUGAAGGUGCUAAUCUGACAAAAUACUCUAAGUAUCCCAAUGAGAGAGAGGUGCUGAUUCCUCCAUAUGAGAAGUUUAAAGUCACUGCUGUCAAAAAUAGGACAGAUCAGCCUGAUCUCUGGUGUGAAACUGUGUUUGUGUUGAACAGCACUGGAAAAAGUGACCUGAGUUGUGCAUUGUUUAACAGUGGAAACCAUUCUGCCUUCUUUAAUGUUCUACUAAUUUUGCAAAUAUUAUUUUACAAAGUGUUUACCUGAUAACAGGUUUAUUUUACAUUUCACGUUGUUACUAAAAUUUGAAUUUCUUGUCAUGCUUAAUUUAAUGUAAUAUUCCAGGAACAGUAUAAUACUAUUUAGUACUGAUGGGAGUAAAGAAGCUUUUCUAAAAAAAAAAAAAAAAAAAAUCUUUGUUUUUCUCAACUUGUGUAAAUUAACUUUGGUUUUAAAAGUGUUUUUUAUUUUACAUUAAAUUUAGACACUUGGUAUGAUUAUGUGGUCUUGCUGCAUGAACACAUUGUAUCCUCUAGGCGAGCGUACAAAGUAUAAAGCUUAAGGCAUGUUAUAACAUGUUUAUGUGACUGUUUAAAUCUUAAUGUGAAUGUAUAAUAAAG